Molecule: messenger RNA, 897 nt
Organism: Capsaspora owczarzaki ATCC 30864
Lineage: Eukaryota; Filasterea; Ministeriida; Capsasporidae
Exons: 6
Coding region: 51-761 (236 amino acids)
Biological process (GO): cytoplasmic translation
Molecular function (GO): protein binding
Source: RefSeq, a predicted model, not a curated record
UUGCGCCAGUCUUUUGUAGUGUCUGAGAACUGAAAACUGAACCCAGGACCAUGAACUACGACGAGGAGCAGGCAAUGGAGGUCGAGGCGCUCAUGUCCAUCUACCCGGAAGAGUACCAAGAGAUCGAACAAUCACCGCGCCAAUUCGAACUGCGAAUCAACGCAACGCCAUCAACAGAGCCCGACAUGAUUAUCACGAUCGUGUUCAACUGCACGUUCACGCCAAAGUACCCAGAAGAGCUCCCAAACUUUGAACUCACCGUCGAGGAGGGUCUGGAAGAGGAAGACGUAGAACAGCUCAAAGCAGUCGUCCAAGAACAGGCUUUGGCAAAUAUCGGAACCCCAAUGAUCUUUACAAUUGCUUCGGCUGCAAAGGAGUGGGUGGAGAGCACACUGGAGGCGCGCCACACUGCCGAGCGCGAGGCUGCAGAGAAGGAGGCACAACGGUUGCACGAGGAAGCCAUCCGGGCGCAGGGCACCCCCGUCACACGCGAGAACUUUUUGUUGUGGAAACUACACUUUGAUCGCGAGCUCGACGAGCAGCGCCAAGCAAAUAACGCCCUCAAGGCCUCUGACGAACGCAAGAAGAAGCCAACAGGUCGACAGCUCUUCGAGCAAGACAAGUCACUCGGCACGUCCGAUGUUGCCAUUCUAGACGAGAACGAUGUCGUGAUCGACGAGUCGCUAUUCGACACCACUGACGAGCCGGCCGAGGAAGAGGACGAGGAGCGACCUUCGUUUGAGAUGGAAGACGAUGAUUAAGCCGAUUUGUUGUGAGAUUAAAGCAUUGCCUACAGUAGACAACGGCAAAAUACAUACUGGACAUGAUGAAAUUCGACUCUGAGUGGAGUAUCUGCUUCAUUAAAUCGAUAGUUUAUGUGCUAAUAUACAAGGGAAC